Punctularia strigosozonata HHB-11173 SS5 is the source of this 803-nucleotide messenger RNA. Its product is annotated as A1pp-domain-containing protein. Lineage: Eukaryota; Fungi; Basidiomycota; Agaricomycetes; Corticiales; Punctulariaceae. The coding region runs from base 23 to 676 and encodes 217 amino acids. The transcript has 9 exons. The record is from RefSeq and is a predicted model, not a curated record.
GGCGGAGUCAGAGCAAGAGGAUAUGUACUGCCGUCUGAAUCAGGUCCCGACUUUGAAGGAGCUCUAUAAAUCUGCUAUUUUGAAAGCCGUGGCUCAGCCGCGAUAUCCAGCGAACGCGGCCCUUCUGGACAGGGUUUCUCUAUGGCAGGGAGACAUCACGGACCUCGAGGUUGAUUCCAUAGUGAACGCCGCCAACAAGAGCCUCCUCGGCGGAGGCGGAGUGGAUGGCGCUAUCCACGCUGCUGCUGGCCGAGAGCUCCUUGCAGAAUGCCGCACUCUGAACGGUUGUGAGACCGGAGACGCAAAGAUUACGAAGGGUUACAAGCUGCCAAGCAAGCACGUCAUCCAUACUGUCGGGCCGGUGUACUCGUCCUCGAACGUGGAAACAAAGGCAUCGCAACUAGCCUCCUGCUACCGCCGCAGUCUCGAGUUGGCCACGGAAAACUCCCUUCGACACAUUGCAUUUCCCUCCAUCUCCACGGGCAUAUACGGAUAUCCAAUCAAAGACGCCACCCAUAUCGCCUUGACCGAAGUUAGAAAGUUCUUGGACAACGAGCAAGCGGCGAAUAUACUCGAGCGUGUGAUCUUCGUCGUCUGGAGCGACAAGGACAAAGAGGUCUACGAGCAUCUUCUUCCAGAUUAUUUCCCGGACAACGAUGCCUCCAAAUCCAUAUAGGGCAUGCCGGUUCUGCCGUAGCAGCGAAAAUAGCAGCAUUGAAUGUAUAUCAGUACGCGUCGAGUAACGGGUUAGAACACACGCUCCAAACGGAGAACAAUGCGGAAGUUCACCACAAUUACCCUUU